ACAGUAUUUCGAAAGUUUGAAACCAAAAGAACCGCCCUUUUACUCGUAGCCCUAAUUUCAAAAUUCUCUUCACUGUUACUAUUCCCCUGUAAAGCUCUCUCUCUAAUCGACAAAAUCUGGGUUUCUCCUCUCUCUCUCAACAAAAUCAAAGUUUCAGGUCAGUACAAUCUCUUCUCUCUAUCUCUCUGGUAAUUCGGGGUUGGGUGAGAGAUCAUUCGAUUUGUCUCUGAUUUAGGGUUUUGUAAUUCUACUGUUCUGAGCUCUGCAUUUUGGUUUGCUUAGCCUCUUCUGAAAUUUUCAUCUGGUCAUAUGUUAGAUAUGGAUAUUAGUUUUACCACAAAAGAAACAGAAUCAGAGAAGAAGGUUGACUCAUCCUUGUGGCCUCAUCAUUCUAAGUCAUUAAUAGCAGAUAUAUUAACAGAGAUUAAUCAGAAUGUUCAAAGCAUGCUAAGAUUGAUUGAAGAUGACGAAACCGAGUCUACCGAGAAGUUUCUUUGCUUAUAUCAGUCUCUUGGUGAGACUUACAACGAUUUGAACCAGGAGCUCCUCAAUGGCCUUCUCAAAUUUGAUUUUACCAUGCCUUGUUCAGACCAAAACAACAAUGCCUCUUCCCUUGCAACAACUCCACUUAGCUCCUUUAAGUCAGGAGCUUCUCUACCAACGAGUAGCAGCGAGAUGUUGCAGCAGAGCUUGAAACUAGAUGGUGAGGUUGAGAAGAACCACUCUGCAUAUUUGCUUGCUGAUAUGUUUUUUGCUGAGCUUGAAUCUGCACGGAGAGAGUUAGAAGCGAGAAACAUAGACAUCGAAAGUGAGAAAAGGCGUGUGAUUGACUUAGAAAGUAAGCUAUCAGAAUCAAGUCAGAAGAUUGAGAAUUUAGAAAGCGAGCUCGACGUGGUUAAAGAGAGUUUAGGUGUAUCAGAAGCUGAGGUUUCAAAUCUGUGGGAAAUGCUGAAUGAAUGCAAGGCCGAGAAAGCCAAUCUGCAGACCGGUAAUGCUGCUGACUUGUUAGAUAGCCUAAGGGCAGAGUUGAGAUCAAGAGAUAUCCAGAUUGAGCAAAUGGAGGAGUAUUUGAACCAGGUGUGUCUUAAAGACACUGAAUCAGGAACCGACAAGUAUGUUGUGGAAGAACUGAAGGGUAGAGUUGAAGUGCUGGAGAAACAAGUUGAGUUGCAGAGAAAUGUGAUAACAGAACGAGAGGAAGAGAAGAGAGAGGCUAUAAGACAGCUCUGUUUCUCCCUUGAUCAUUACAUGAGCAGAGAUAUUUAGAGCUUGUAAGAUCGAUCACUUUCAGACAACAACAAAGGUAGGCCUUGUUAACUCAAAUUUAAUCCAAAACUUGUAGAAGAGAUCAUGUGCUUUUUGCAUGAUGCAAACUAAUAUCUAACUUCAUCUUGUAAUCAAAACUAGUGCAGAGCUAAACAUAUGUUGCAUCUCAUCUUCUUCUUCAUGUUUUUUUCAUGCAUUGAAAGAGUUUUAUAAUGCUGAGACUGAACUUUGGGAUAUAAUUUCAACGAAUGUAGUA
This is a messenger RNA of Camelina sativa (false flax), 1522 nucleotides long. The record is from RefSeq and is a predicted model, not a curated record. NCBI's taxonomy places the organism in Eukaryota, Viridiplantae, Streptophyta, Magnoliopsida, Brassicales, Brassicaceae.